Molecule: messenger RNA, 576 nt
Organism: Prunus dulcis (almond)
Lineage: Eukaryota; Viridiplantae; Streptophyta; Magnoliopsida; Rosales; Rosaceae
Product: zinc transporter 4-like
Exons: 2
Biological process (GO): zinc ion transmembrane transport
Cellular component (GO): plasma membrane
Molecular function (GO): zinc ion transmembrane transporter activity
Source: RefSeq, a predicted model, not a curated record
GGGCACAAACCCCAGGCCCUAAAAUUAAAAGUCGCAGCCAUUGCAUCCGUACUGUUUGCCGGUGCAAUGGGUGUUGGCAUUCCCAUUCUUGGGAAGGCCAUACCUUGUCUAAAUCCGGGCAACAGUGCCACUCCAUCAUCAUAGGAAUCUCCUUGGGUGUUUCUGGAAGUCCAGACACCAUAAGGCCCUUAGUUGCUGCGUUAGCCUUUUAUCAAUUUUUUGAAGGCAUAGGCCUUGGUGGAUAUAUAGCUCAGGCGAAUUUCAAGUCUCGAGCAACUGCAGUCAUGGCACUGUUCUUCUCCCUUACAACUCCUAUUGGAGUUGCAAUCGGGAUUGGAAUAUCGAACAUCUAUACAGAAAACAGCCCGACAGCCCUUGUGGUUGAAGGCGUUUUAAACGCGGCUCCAGCGGGUAUUUUAAUUUACAUGUCGCUGGUCGAUAUGCUUGCGGCCGAGCUUAUGAACUCAAAGCUGCAGAGCAAUUUAAGGCUUCUGGCUGGGGCCAAUUGAUCAGUUCUUCUUGGGGCGGGGUGCAUAUCAUUAUUAGCCAUAUGGUCUUAGGCAUAGUCUCCAUAAU